AUUUAUCUAUAAAAAGCAAAUCACCACAUAAUCCUCCGCCCCACUACUCUUCUCCUUCUCUUUCUUCGUUCUUCUUCAUCAUUUGAUCCGAGCUUCCAGAGAUUUGGUUGUUCCGAGAGGGAGACCAUCCAUGGCGUCCUCUAAUUCUACUUCUAGGGCUUUCUCCGGCCUCUUCACCUUCUUCACUCUCAUCCUCUUCAUUCUAUCGCCACUCGUUGACGCCCACUCUUCGGUCCCUGCUCCCGCUCCCGCUCCCGCUAGCGAUGGGACCUCCAUAGACCAGGGCGUUGCGUACGUGUUGAUGCUGGUGGCGUUGGUUCUCACAUACCUAAUUCACCCGCUCGAUGCAUCUUCCUACAACUUUUUUCUCAAUUGAAUUCUAGGAUUGUAGCAAUGUAGGCGCUGUUUGUGGACGUUUUGAGAAGGAACGAGGCCCUACUUUCUAUCUCGUUGUCAUAAAUGUAGGUUUCAGAGGAACAUGUUCAUAUUGGGUGUCGCAGAUUUUGAUCCAUUGGUCUAAUUAUUCAUUUGUUUAUUCCAUUA
Messenger RNA from Cucurbita pepo subsp. pepo (vegetable marrow), 543 nucleotides. RefSeq names its product arabinogalactan protein 41. The record is from RefSeq and is a predicted model, not a curated record. Lineage: Eukaryota; Viridiplantae; Streptophyta; Magnoliopsida; Cucurbitales; Cucurbitaceae.